AGAACCCAAUUUUAGUACAAUUUAAAUAUUACUUAGUAUCUCUUAUUUGUUAUAUUUAUAGUAAUGUAUGUAACUAUAACUUUGAAUGAAGACGGAAGUUAGAUGUGUAUAGUAGUACUUCCUUUCCAAGCAUAGUCUUAAUUUCCUGUUACACAUGCCUUUCAAGAGGUUUGUCGAAACAGGCCGUGUGGCCUAUGUGGCUGAUGGCCCAUACAGGGGAAAAUUGUGUGCCAUUGUGGAUGUCAUCGACCAGACCCGAGCUUUGGUGGAUGGACCAGAAACUGGAGUGCCUCGGGGACAAGUGAGGCUCAGUCAGCUUCAUCUCACAAAAUAUAAAAUUAACUUCCCAUUCACAGAUCACACAAAAGCAGUGAGGAAAUCAUGGAUUAAGGACAAGAUUGAUGAGAAAUGGGCUGCAGGAAUGUGGGCUCAGAAAAUUGCAGCCAAGCGUAAGCGUCGUUCAAUGACGGAUUUUGACCGGUUUAAGCUGAGGAAGGCAAGGCAGAUAAGGAACAAGGUCCGUACGCUUACCUAUUACAGACUCAGAAAGAGGGCUUUGAGGGACAGAGCAAAGAAAUCUACGGAGAAAAAGAAAGAAGAACCAAAAGAAAAGAAAGAAGCAAAGGGGAAAGGGGAAUCUAAAGAAAAGAAAGAAGUGAAAGAGAAGAAAGAACCAAAACAAAAGAAAGAUGUUCCCAAGAAGUAAACAAUGACACUUGUUAAUUAUAAUGUAAUACAGAUUCUGAAAGGUAAUAAAAUUUAAAUAAUUAAG
Molecule: messenger RNA, 772 nt
Organism: Zootermopsis nevadensis
Lineage: Eukaryota; Metazoa; Arthropoda; Insecta; Blattodea; Termopsidae
Gene: RpL14
Product: ribosomal protein L14
Biological process (GO): ribosomal large subunit biogenesis; translation
Cellular component (GO): cytosolic large ribosomal subunit; ribosome
Molecular function (GO): RNA binding; structural constituent of ribosome
Source: RefSeq, a predicted model, not a curated record